Messenger RNA from Spea bombifrons (plains spadefoot toad), 1294 nucleotides. It is a transcript of the gene OSR1, whose product is annotated as odd-skipped related transcription factor 1. Gene Ontology annotation, biological process: regulation of transcription by RNA polymerase II; urogenital system development; embryo development. The coding region runs from base 354 to 1136 and encodes 260 amino acids. NCBI's taxonomy places the organism in Eukaryota, Metazoa, Chordata, Amphibia, Anura, Pelobatidae. Gene Ontology annotation, cellular component: nucleus. Gene Ontology annotation, molecular function: DNA-binding transcription factor activity, RNA polymerase II-specific; RNA polymerase II transcription regulatory region sequence-specific DNA binding. The transcript is spliced from 4 exons. The record is from RefSeq and is a predicted model, not a curated record.
UGGAGUCACAGAGCAGCAGCUCCUGGAGAAUGAGUUUGUUGGUCACUUAAGAGACUGGAAUUGAGCAGCAAGCCCCCCCUGACCACCAUCAGCACAGGCAGCGAUCAGAGCAUGCCUGCUGGUGCCCCUACUUCUGGACACAAACCUAUUUACAGGAGAAAUCCAAUUGUGUUUUCCCCAUCAAGUAAUCCACCUACCCCUGACAUCGUGGGAUCACAUACCUGAACCAGAUUCCACGAAACAAAACCGUGUUUUUUUUUCUCCGAGAAGGCCUGAAGUCUGAUUAAUUUAUUCGAUUUCAUCUGCUAGUGGACUCCAGGAAGACCAGAGGAGCAGAUCUUCAAGUCCUCAUUAUGGCCAGCAAGACUCUUCCAGCUCCUGUGCCAAUACAUCCCUCCCUGCAGCUUACCAACUACUCCUUCCUUCAAGCCUUUAAUGGGCUCCCAGUGCCACCAGAUCACAUUCCAAACAUCUAUGGUUUCAGUGCCUUGCAUGCAGUUCACCUUCACCAAUGGACUUUGGGAUAUCCAACCAUCCACCUGCCAAGAUCUUCCUUUUCCAAAGUUCCAGGAGUUUCUAAUCUGAUAGACACUAGAUUUCAUCUUCCUGCAGCUUUCCCACUUUUGCCUCAUGUCGUCCACCCCAAGCAUGAAUCCACCAACUUGGCUGUCAAGACAAAACCCAGGUUUGACUUUGCUAACCUUGCAGUGGCUGCCACCCAGGAAGACCAUUGUAAACUGACCCAAAUAGAUAUUCAAGGGUCUCCUUCUGCCAUGACUACUCUUCUUGAUGUAACCAAACUGGGCCCUGAGAAGAAACCAACAAGGGGGAGACUGCCUUCAAAAACCAAGAAGGAAUUUGUUUGUAAAUUUUGUGGAAGACAUUUUACCAAAUCUUAUAAUCUUUUGAUCCAUGAGAGAACUCACACAGAUGAAAGGCCAUACACUUGUGACAUUUGCCACAAGGCAUUCAGAAGACAAGACCACUUGCGAGACCACAGGUACAUUCAUUCUAAGGAAAAACCUUUCAAGUGUCAGGAGUGUGGCAAAGGAUUUUGUCAGUCCAGAACUUUAGCUGUCCAUAAAACGCUUCACACACAAGUCAAAGAACUCAAACCAUCAAAAAUAAAAUGCUGAAACAGACUGCAUUAAAAAUCCGGAUAUAUCAAGCUAUUUAAGUCAUUUUGGUAACAUAUUAAAGUGUAAGAAGACUGGAUUUUUAUAGACUAAUGUUCCUGGUUGGAUAAAACUUGCUUUUGUUGGAACUGAAACUCAAUCCAGAGAUGAGAAGGAAA